Molecule: messenger RNA, 1480 nt
Organism: Coccinella septempunctata (seven-spotted ladybird)
Lineage: Eukaryota; Metazoa; Arthropoda; Insecta; Coleoptera; Coccinellidae
Product: protein ANTAGONIST OF LIKE HETEROCHROMATIN PROTEIN 1-like
Exons: 2
Coding region: 121-1356 (411 amino acids)
Source: RefSeq, a predicted model, not a curated record
UAGCGAUUUCCGCUCGAAGUGGUUUGCUAGAAUUAAGUAGGAAUUAGUUCGUCGGCUACAUCUGUGUGCGGUGCGGUUGAUUUGGUGGUGAAAAUAACACGACUGGAGAAAUAUUCAAAAAUGGACCCUGAAAAAUUAAUUGUUAUGUUAUUGUUGGAGGAAGAAGAAGAAGAAGAGGAACUAGUAAUGACAACCCUCAAAGAUUCUAAUAGACCAGUGGAUGAAUUAUUUUUGAGACGGCCUACAGAAGGUGCCUUCAAUAUAACUGUGCACAGGAGACUUUUUGCGAAUGAAACCAAAUUUAGGGAGUAUUUUAGACUCUCCACUGAUCUUUUCGCAGUCGUUUUGAGUUUUGUCAAGGACGACAUCAGCAGGAAACCUACCAAUAGGGUAAAAUGUCCCAUUUCUGCUGAAGAGAAGCUUUGUAUAACGCUGAGGUAUUUGGCAACAGGGGAGUCCUUCAGAUCACUAGCAUUCCAAUAUCGUCAACAUCAUAGCUGGAUUAGCGUUUCAGUUAGACAAGUGCUUCGAAGCAUUAGGAAACGCAUGCUUUCAACUUAUAUACCAAAACUGUCAGAAGACCGCAUGAGGGCAAAUGCUCAAGAUUUCAAUGAUUUGUGGAACUUUCCAAAUUGUUGUGGAGCCAUCGAUGGAAAACAUGUCCGAAUACAAUGUCCAAAGAAUGCUGGGUCACUUUAUUACAACUACAAGCAGUUUCACUCAAUCGUUCUGCUGGCUAUAAUCGAUGCACAUUAUAGGUUCAUCGCAAUUGAUGUUGGUUCGUAUGGGCGAGAAGGAGAUGCAAGCAUCUUCGAAAAAUCGAAGAUGGGAAAGGAUAUCAAAGAUGAUAAUUUCAACAUCCCACCUGCAAUGAUUCUUCCAGGAACAGAAAUUUCACAACCUUGCGUUAUUUUGGGAGAUAGUGCAUUCUCCUUGACAAAAAAUAUUAUGAAACCUUAUUCACAAAAAGAUUCCCUUCAUGACCAGGCAAAGGCUGUGUUUAAUUACCGACUCAGCCGUGCACGACGUACUUCCGAAAAUGCUUUUGGCAUUUUAUGUCGGUACUUUCGAGUAUUCUCUACUCCAAUCGCUAUUAAUCCUUUUGCUGUUGAUGACUUAAUAAUUUCAGCAUGUAUCUUGCAUAAUAUGCUUCGAAAUUCAAAAAUUCCAUCUCCUAAAGAAGACGAGGAUUAUACCCCACAAUUGCCCAAGAAAAAUAUAAUACCAAUAUCAUCAUCAUAUGCCAGAAGAUCAUCCACAGCUGCAAAUUCUGUGAGGGACACCUUCAAAAAUUAUUUCGUUGGACCACAUGGAUCAGUGCCAUGGCAAAAUGCAAAGGUGCAGAGAAUGGAAUGAUCAUGCUCUUAUUCCAUAUAAUUGGAAAUUAUAUUAUAUAUUAAAAAAAUAUAUACUCACCACUUUUUUUCAUUCUCACCCCUAUUUCUUUCCAAAUAUUAUUUUUGACCACCAAAUCUUUGUA